GAGGUCAGUGGUCAGUCCUUCUAAUAGCAACUGCUGCAGCAAAGGGCCUUUCAGAUAACUAUACCUCCUCCUCUGCCUCUGGACACAGUCUCUGCCUUUCUUCAUAUACAGUACACACCGUGGGACUGGUCAGUGCAGAACAAUCAUGCAGGCUCAGGAGAUCCUGAGACAGCUGCGGAUUAUUCCCGAGCUGGAUGAUCUUCGGCAGUACGUUCGCAGCUUUCCCACCAAUGCGCUCAUGGGCAUGGGCGCCUUCGCUGCCAUCACCACCUACUGGUUCGCCUCCCGGCCAAAAGCCCUCAAAGCGCCCUGUGACCUCGGCCUGCAGUCAGUAGAAAUACCAGAUGGAGAGCUUGCAAGGAGGUCGACGCUAAACGACAGCGAAGAGCUAUUGACUCACUACUACAGCGAUGGACGCACGAUGUAUGAGGUGCUCCAACGAGGAAUCCGAGUAUCAAAUGAUGGACCUUGUCUGGGAUCGAGGAAACCAAACCAGCCGUACGAGUGGCAGUCCUACAGAGAGGUGGCAGAUAGAGCGGAGCACAUCGGCUCUGCACUCGUCCACAGAGGACACGCUCACACAGGAGACAAAUACAUUGGCAUCUUUUCCCAGAACAGACCAGAGUGGACCAUAUCAGAGCUGGCCUGUUACACAUACUCCUUGGUGGCUGUUCCAUUAUAUGACACACUUGGCACAGAGGCCAUCGGUUACGUUAUUGACAAAGCUGCCAUCUCCACGGUGAUCUGUGACAUACCCGAAAAGGCUCGGAUGAUUCUGGACUGUGUCAGCGGAAAAGGGCGAACGAUAAAGACGAUUGUGCUCAUAGAAGCGUUUGACGAUGAACUGGCGGCCCGAGCAAAGGAGUGCGGCGUUGAGAUUCUGAGUUUGAAGGAGUUUGAGGCCUUGGGUAAAGCCAACCUCAAGAAACCAGUGCCCCCUAAACCAGAGGACCUCGCACUGAUCUGCUUUACAUCUGGAACCACAGGAGACCCAAAAGGUGCCAUGUUAACUCACGGAAAUGUAAUCUCCAACACUGCAGCGUUCAUUAAAAUAACAGAGAUAAACUGCAUGCUGAGCCUCCAUGACAUUCAUAUAUCCUAUCUCCCACUAGCUCACAUGUUCGAGAGGGUUGUACAGUGUGUCGUCCUCACGCACGGAGCUCGAAUCGGUUAUUUCCAAGGCGACAUUCGACUUUUGAUGGAUGAUUUGAAAACGCUGCGGCCAACAAUCUUCCCCGUGGUCCCACGUCUCCUCAACCGCAUGUUCGAUAAGGUAUUUAGUCAAGCCAACACGCCGCUGAAGAAAUGGCUGCUCGAUUUUGCUUUCAGGAGGAAGGAGGCCGAUCUUAAAAGUGGUGUAGUCAGAAGAGACAGCAUGUGGGACAAACUCAUCUUCAGAAAAGUACAGGCGAGUCUGGGCGGUCGUGUCAGACUUAUGAUCACAGGAGCAGCUCCGGUGUCUCCAACCAUCCUGACCUUCCUACGAGCCGCACUCGGCUGUCAGUUUUAUGAAGGGUACGGUCAGACUGAAUGUACAGCUGGGUGCACCAUGUCCUUGCCCGGUGACUGGACAGCAGGUCACGUCGGACCUCCUCUGCCCUGCAACGCUGUCAAACUGGCGGAUGUGCCAGAAAUGAACUACCUGGCUGCCAAUGGAGAGGGAGAGGUGUGUGUCAAAGGACCAAACGUUUUCCUGGGAUACCUGAAAGAUCCUGAAAAAACGGCAGAGGCCAUCGACCAGGAUGGAUGGUUGCACACAGGAGACAUUGGGAAAUGGCUCCCUAACGGCACCCUAAAGAUCACCGACAGAAAGAAGCACAUUUUCAAGCUGGCACAAGGAGAAUACAUCGCCCCCGAGAAAAUAGAAACCGUAUAUAAUCUCAGUGAUCCAGUGGCCCAGAUAUUUGUUCACGGUGACAGCUUACAGGCAUGCCUGGUCGGGAUAGUCGUACCCGAUCCGGACUUUUUACCUAUUUGGAUCAAGAAAAAAGGGAUUGAAGGAUCGUACUCUGAACUGUGCAAAAGCAAGGAGGUGAAAGACACUAUUCUGCAGGACCUACUGAGGUUGGGCAAAGAAGCAGGACUCAAGUCUUUUGAGCAGGUGAGAGACAUCACAUUACAUCCGGAGAUGUUCUCUGUCCAGAACGGCCUGCUGACGCCCACCCUGAAGGCCAAGAGGGCCGAGCUCCGGCAACGCUUCAGAGAGCACAUCGAUGAACUGUAUGCCAAAAUUAAGAUGUAAACUGGGAUCGAGGAGUACUGUAGGGAAGGUGACAAUCAUUAGAGCACACAGCCAGAACCAAAUAAAUAACCGAGGGGGGAUUUCAGUUGAUUUUUUUUCCACGAGUGACAGUUUUAACAAUUUCUGGGGAUUCAAACAAACUGAAUAAUGAAUCAGUUUGAAAUAUGUAUUGUCUCCUAUCUAAUUACACAAGGGCUGUACCUCAUUUUGUCAGUUUAAAUUGGAUUUUGACCGUUCAAUAAGAUUUGAUUUAUUCUUUUCUUUCUUCAGUUCAGUGCCACACCAAACCAAGUGUUACGUCUUAGCCUACCUCAUGUUUUAAUGCCUAUCUGUCAUCUAUGAUCAGAUUUCAGAGAAAGUAAAAAAAAAAAAAAGAGUGUGUCCUGCUCAUAGUUCAGGUAUAAAAUCCCAGAGCACCACAGAGCGAGUCUACUGCUAGGCUGCUGGCAACGAUGUCAGCCGAAGAGUGAAUCGCAGUGGAGGUGUUUGUACUAAUGUCUAAUCUGGUUUAGACAAUUUAGCAAUCACUGGAGCGUCACACUGUCCAUUUCUAUCGGCCUUCUACACUUUAAUAAACACUUUAGCCUGCCAUGCUGUUCCUCCUGCACUGCUUUGUAUACAAUGACACCGCUAAAGAUUCUGACUGACAAAAUGAGUCGACUUUGAAUUUUCUGAUGAGGAUCAUUUUUGUGGAGAAGCCUUAAAAGCCAUCGCUGAAUAAUCCAUGAGUAAAAGCGGUAACACACAAAGGAGAAGUGUGACUUGCUCAUGCCUUAAGUGACAUUUAGUCCGUUUACUUCAUGUCCAGAUACACCUAAAUAAACAUUUCUCUUUUUUUAUUCUUGGGAGCCACAGAAAAAAGAAAUCAACUUGCUUUUACGGCAGUGACAUAUUAAAUAUUUAUAUACCGGGCUAUUUAAUGCUUGGCGAUCUAUUUAAGUUGAUAUUUAAUGUAAUCAUUAAACCUGUAAAUAGUGCUGAAAAGUGUAUUUGUAUGCAGACUAUCGUGCCUGAUACUCUGUAGUUGUAAUUCCCUGCAUUCCCAUGUUUAUCAAUGCUGCAGGCUAAAGGACUGAUAAACCUGUUUUAGUGCACAAUUUAAGUUGUUAGCCUAUUUGGGAAUCUUGUUGCUUGACAGACUUUCUGUGCCUUUUUAAAACACUGCAUGUAAAUUAUUUCACGUUACUAUUGGAUUUUCAAAUUUCGGCGUCGCAGGAUGAAGCUGCAUGUCGUCAUUAACGCGCACGACUUCAGGGUAAACGUUUGGAGCACUGGCAUCACGGAUCAUUUAGGGAAGCCGGUUUUUCUAAAUUAAUUCCAAUUAAUUAAUUUCAGCAUUUCACAUUUACUUUUCAGUGAAACCACAGAAGCAUUUCAGCUGUUUGACACAAAGUAUGAUUUUAAUGAUGAUUUGACUGAAUUAUGAUCAUUACUUGCAUCUAAUCAUGUCUAGGCUUCCUUGACAGCUUUAAGCCAUGUUCUUUUUUCUUUUUAAUAUUGUAAUGAUGUGCAGUUUUGUGCUGUAGCAAGUACAGUAGCUUUAUUUGUUAACUGUACCAAAUAAAUACUUUUCUCCAAAA
Larimichthys crocea (large yellow croaker) is the source of this 3822-nucleotide messenger RNA. RefSeq names its product acyl-CoA synthetase long chain family member 1a (gene acsl1a). Gene Ontology annotation, molecular function: long-chain fatty acid-CoA ligase activity. Gene Ontology annotation, cellular component: endoplasmic reticulum; membrane. The record is from RefSeq and is a predicted model, not a curated record. NCBI's taxonomy places the organism in Eukaryota, Metazoa, Chordata, Actinopteri, Sciaenidae. Gene Ontology annotation, biological process: long-chain fatty acid metabolic process. The transcript has 21 exons. The coding region runs from base 146 to 2242 and encodes 698 amino acids.